UCUCUCUCUGCUUGUUUUACAUGCGCCCUCAUCCCCCGACUCAUCUGCCCUCUCUCUCUCUUCAUUUGUUUUUUUCUUUUGGGUUUUGAAAUCUCUCUCAUAUUCAUUUAUGAGAUAUCAUUUCCCACAAUCCAUUUCCUUUUUCCUUUUAAUUAUUGGGUUUUAACUAUUUUAAUAUUAUUUAAUAUUGAAAGAUGGUAACCAGUUUUGCUUUUCUCUCCUUAAUUCUUCGCCGGCUAGGAAUUCUUCCUUCUCGCACCCCACUCCUUCAUUCUCAUUCUCGUUCUGGCAGCUGCCAUGGAAAAAAAAUCUAGGGUUUCCUACAUCAUCUUCCCCAUUUGUUCCUCCUUUCUUUGGUGUCCUUCUUUCUCUCUGUAAUUUUAAUGACCUACCUAUUUAAACAAAACGCUUAAUCUACUUGUGGCUUUCUCUGUUUGAUCUUUGGAUUAAUUUUUACCAGUUUAAUUUUGAUCCUUGCCUUGCUGUUAGACGAGAAGAUCUCUUGAGGAAUCAAAAAGUUUGUAGAUUUUUUUAUUUUUGUCAAAACCCAUCUCGGUUGUUGCUUAUUUUCUUUCUUCUACAAUGGGUUUUUGGGGAUCUGCCUCUUGGAGGUAGUAUUUCGAAGUUCUGUGAUGUUCUCUCUUCUGGGUUUCUAGGGUUUUGAGAGAAUUAGGGUUUGGUCAUUCGAUCGUGGAGACAUGGAGGAGGUUGAAGAAACUAAUAAAGCUGCUGUAGAGACAUGUCAUAGGUUUCUUAGCCUUCUAUCUCAAUCCCAUGAUCAAGUUCAGUACAGAAAAUUAAUGGUGGAAGCUGAGGAGGCUGUGUUCAAGUUCAAGAGAGUUGUGUCACUCCUUGGUAAUGGUUUGGGUCAUGCAAGAGUCAGAAAACUCAAAAAAUUUCAAUCCCAUAUACCCCAAAGCGUCUUCCUUGACAACCCAGUUUCUAAAGUUGACGCUUCAUCCAACUCUCUUCAACUCAUCCAAGCUACUAAUUUUCUCGACAACCCAAUCAAGGGGAUCGAAACAGCUAAGAAUUCGAAGAUGCAAUUUACCCAGAAAAUGCUUCUUGAGAACCCAGCACUGGAAAUAGCUUCGGCUUCCAAGAAUCCUCUCCAACUUGCUCAGCAAACUCCAUCUACUCAGUAUCAAAUCUUCCAACAUCAGCAGCAACAGAUGAAAUUCCAAGCCGAUAUGAUGUACCGCAGGAGCAACAGCAGCAUAAACCUCAAGUUUGAUAACUCUAGUUGCACGCCAACCAUGUCAUCCACUCGAUCUUUCAUCUCAUCUCUGAGCAUGGAUGGCAGUGUAGAUGGAAAUUCCUUCCAUUUAAUCGGUGCACCUGAGUCAUCCGACCGGAACUCUCAACAGUCUUCCAAGAAGAGGUGCUCUGGCAGGGGAGAAGACGGGAGUAUCAAAUGUGGAAGCAGUGGUAGAUGCCAUUGCUCCAAGAGGAGGAAACUUAGGGUGAAGAGAACCAUCAAGGUGCCUGCUAUCAGUAACAAGCUGGCAGAUAUCCCUCCUGAUGAGUAUUCUUGGAGGAAAUAUGGACAGAAGCCAAUCAAGGGUUCCCCACAUCCUAGGGGAUACUAUAAAUGUAGUAGCAUGAGAGGUUGUCCUGCAAGGAAGCAUGUUGAGAGGUGCCUAGAAGACCCUUCAAUGCUUACUGUUACUUAUGAAGGUGAGCAUAACCACUCCAGAUUGGUAUCCCAAUCUGCUCAAACAUAACACUUCAUAGUAAGCUUUGCAAAGAUCAGUUUAAAGCCCCACUGCUCGUGUUUAUCCACAUCAAUUGGUUGCGAGCCGCUUCUGUACAUAAUGUGUAUGGUUCAAGCGUGAGAUAUACAGAUGAUGGGGCAAUAUGUUGGCAAGGGGAGGAGGCUCUCCAAGUCUUUAGACCUUCUUAGGGCAGGCAGGUAUAUUAAACCGCAGAACUAUACAACACCUCUACAAUGAAAAGGGGGUUGGAAAUUGUAAGAAUGUAGUUCUUCUGUGGGGACCAAAGAUCUGUUUCUCAAUGUAGGGUUUUCUGAAUUAAUGCCAGUCCCUUUAGCAUGCAGUUCAUUUUUGCACAUUUUAAUGUUCUAUGCUAGAAUUGGAUCUAGUUUCCCAAUAAAUUUCUUCUUUUUAGCA
Messenger RNA from Macadamia integrifolia, 2129 nucleotides. Its product is annotated as probable WRKY transcription factor 21. Lineage: Eukaryota; Viridiplantae; Streptophyta; Magnoliopsida; Proteales; Proteaceae. The transcript has 3 exons. Bases 699 to 1724 code for a protein of 341 amino acids. The record is from RefSeq and is a predicted model, not a curated record. Gene Ontology annotation, biological process: regulation of DNA-templated transcription. Gene Ontology annotation, molecular function: DNA-binding transcription factor activity; sequence-specific DNA binding.